AUGUCCGCGGAUCCUCUCAGUGAGCCCAAUUGGCUGGCGCUAUAUUUGCGGGAUUGGCGCCACGACCAUCCUCUCCGAGCCACCGAGCCCAUUGUGUCUGGGUAUACAAGUGAGAAGCCGAAGAAGAGCGCACAACGUCCGUGGCACUACUACACUGUGAAGCAGCCGGCAGGCGGUGUUCAAGCGUGGCUGCUCGUUCCUUUCCUCGUGAGGGCCCCAGCCUCUGGCGGGACACCCCCUCCGAAGGGAGCAGAAUCCCAGGCGGGCUUGGAGACCAGAGUCAAGGAUGGCGUUUUGAUGGAGCACUACACAAACAUCCAUCGGAUCGCGGCCCUCUUGGAGAGCCACCCGCUCGUAUCCACCGUCACGCAGCACAAGGUGGACAAGUCCCUGCACCCUCGGCGCUUAGACGAAGAUGGCCGGGCGUCCAAGUACCACCAGUCCCCCUGGGAUUUGGCAGCGACGCUCGCAGCCUCUGGCGCGAAGUUCACUUGUGGGUGGAGCACCAACACGAUCAAAGAUCCGCUCGCGGCGAUGUGGUGGCCCCUUGCGGGGGGUUCCGCAACGGAGGAGAACCUCGUCCAGGCGGAGGCGAUAUUUUGGGAUGUCGCGGAAGCCGGCCGGAUCUGGCCGCCCGGCUUUUCCGCUCCCACGGAGCCCUGCCAUGUCGCCGCCCGCCCGGCCAUGUUGCCGCCGAGCGCUUCCGCGAGCGCCUCCGGAAGCGGCAGCGAGGCGCCCGUUGCUUCCCCGGCGGCCGCGUCGUUGUCCCAGCCUCCGGCGGGAGACGCAGCGCGCGCAUCCGCGCUGGCGCCGCAGGCAGCUUUGGCGAGCACGUCUGUUCCGCCGCCCCUGCCGUGCGCCACCGAGCCCGCGCUGGCGCGCACGUCAGCCUCUGCUCCACCGCCUCAGCCUCUGGCGGCGAGGCCCCUGCAGCUGCCUUUGGCGUCAGCGCCCGCGGCAGCUCCGGCGAGCACGUCUGUUCCGCCGCCCCUGGCGUGCGCCACCGAGCCCGCGCCGGUGCCUUUGGCGGGGGCGCCCGCGGCAGCGCUCGGGGCGCCCGCCGACGCGACCGGAGUGGCCUCCGCGUUGCUGCCUGCGCCGAGCGGUGGCGCCGAGCGCCAGGACAACCUCGCGGACGACCAGGUGGGAGCGGAGGAAACGGCUGAAGUGCAGGGUAUCGAUUAUACCGAAGAUAAGGAUGACAGCUUGUCGUCUGGAGGGGAGGAGCAGGACGUCAACGCCGAGCCCGCGCCGGAGCAGGCCCCCCCGGCUGAACCGCAGCACAGGGUGCGUCGCCGCUCGAGGUCCCGACCGGGGCCUCAACGUGCGCGCGACCCAGCCUCUGGCGGGGCGGACGGCGAGGUCGACCUCACCGUGCACGUGUCCGCCAAGAAACUGGAGCGCCUGUCGGAGGACCAGAAGGAGCGGCUGCGCCAGAUCGUGCGCGCCAGUGAGCGGCAGGUGCACUUCGGCGAGCACUGGCAGGGAAGGGUCAGCCUGCGUGAGCGCAUGCCUCGAGAGGCUCCGCAACUGGCGAGAGCUCGCGACGAGCGUCGGGCGCUUCUCCUCGGUGAGUUGCUGGAGUACGCGGACCCGAUCCCGGACGCUCCGGAGUUCAUCGCUGGAAUCCCUUCCAAGAACACCAUGCGCUUCGGCGCCAACGAGGAUGUCGUCAAGGCCAUCGCCAGCAGGAAGAUGCACUACAUGCGUUUGCUGACAAACAAGAUGGACGAGGAUGAAUGGCUCACCUUCGUCGAGGAGUGGCCGGACUUGUCCCCAGCCUCUGGCGGGUGGUGGGUGCUCCAGCGCGACGCCUGGGAGCGGCUCGAGCAGGACUUUCGCCUGCACGAUACGCGCGACUACGUGAAGCACAUUCUGGCACUGCACGAUGGCGAGGCCAGGCUUGUGCGGGCGGGGUGGGAGCCAUUCCCAGCCUCUGGCGGGAGCAUCCUUCAACCUUGCUACUGGCGCUACCAAUUUUCGCGCGGCUGGGACACGUACUCGUGGCUAUCCACCCACAAAGGAAACUUGACCAUCCAAUACCUGGACUGGAUCAUGAUGAAGGACGGCGGCGAGACUGGCUUGAUGAGGAGCGACCCAGCCUUCGGGAACUGGCAGAUCCGCAGUGGCCAAUUCAUCACGCUGGCCGAACUCUUCUGGUUCGGGAAACACUUGUGCUCAUGCUACGACAUCUACCGCGCUUACCUGAGCCUGCCUGUGUGGAUCCAGAAGCGCAAGCAUUCGACCUCGCAGUCCGCGGCGGGAGUCCUCAGGCGCAACGCGAAGGCGUUGCGCCACCAGGAGGAGGGCAAGUACGGCUUGCCCUCGAACCCGGGGAAACGCGGGCGGCGGUGA
Molecule: messenger RNA, 2355 nt
Organism: Prorocentrum cordatum
Lineage: Eukaryota; Dinophyceae; Prorocentrales; Prorocentraceae
Source: the annotation of a GenBank genome assembly